Molecule: messenger RNA, 1938 nt
Organism: Coccomyxa subellipsoidea C-169
Lineage: Eukaryota; Viridiplantae; Chlorophyta; Trebouxiophyceae; Coccomyxaceae
Exons: 9
Coding region: 1-1938 (645 amino acids)
Source: RefSeq, a predicted model, not a curated record
AUGUACUAUGAGAAGGAGGAGUUGUUCUGGCGUGAGCGGCAGGCCAAGCUCCAAAUGCUGUCAGGCUUGGACUUCCCGAAACUGGCGCCUUCAAUGCCGAAAUUGGCCGCGGUGUACCCUCCGAAACAAGCACUGCUCCAUGUUCAGGAUGUGACAAGGGCCCAGCAGGAGCAACAGGGACUAAUGAAUCAAGCUCUUUUCUCUUUAGCGGCGCCACCAGAGCAUCUCUGCUCAGGGAGCAGCAGCCGCCAACACCUGCAGCUGCACAAGCACGUGCUGGCGCUGGCGGAGCUGAGGGAGGAUCUGGCGGAGGGCGUGCGCGCGGCGGAGGCCGGGAAGCUGGCGGCGGCCGAGCGGAAGCUGGCGGAGCAGCUUCGCGUGCAGCGGCGGCUGGAGGCGGACAUGCGCCGCGCCUGUUCAGGCAUCGAGGACCAGGAGGCCCGUGUGCAGGCUCUCGUGCAGGAAGUGGACUGCGAGCUUCGCGCCUGGCAAGGAAUGCUGCAAGCCUCCGGAGCAUUGCCAAACCAGCCAGACCUUGCGCAGAUGGCGGCAAGGAUCGAAGCGCUGCGCAGAAAGAAAGCCGCUCUUGUUCUGUCCAAUGGCGGCAAUCUUGCUCCCGCGUCAGACCUGAUACUGGCUUGGAGACCCGCACAUGCAUCGAGACGAACCACGAGCAGCCGUCACUUUGCGGCAGGCAACAAUCCAGGAGCAGGGUCAGCUCAGAAGCCGCGAGCUUUCACGGAUCUGCGGCAGGCGCUAAACCUGCCCGGCACGGGCGGUGUGGGCAGCCCGGGUGCGGGCAGUUGGGAGCCAGAUCUGGCACAUGAGGGAGCUGAGUCAGCGCUGGAGGGAGGGGAGUCAGAGGACAAUGCGCAGCAGGCGCUGCAGAGCAUGCUUGGGGACUUGGAGCAGCGGCACAAGCAGGGCAUGGCUGAAGUGGUGCAGGCCUGCCGCCAGCAGCUGUCAGCACUGCAUGAUGAGUAUGGCGCUGCGCUGGCGGAGCGGGAGAGGGGCUACUGCGAGCUUCUGGAUGAGCUGCGCAGUCUCCGACGACGUUGCCCCUCCCCAAAAUUGGAACGCCGAGUUACUGAUCCGCGCGCCAUCAUGGACUGCCCAGCCCCUGCACACACCGCCCCUGACAUGAACCCCGACAAGCAGCUUCCGGGCCAGCUUCCCUCCGGCAGCCGCUUGCACUCAAUCUUGGACUGCUCGGCCCCUUACGGGAACCCGGACAAGCAGCUCCUGGGCCAGCUUCCCUCCGGCAGCCGCUUGCACUCAAUUAUGGACUGCCCGGCCUCUGACAGGAACCCCGACAAGCAACUCCAGGGACAGCUUCCCCCGGGCAGCCGCCCGCAUUAUGCGAAUGGGCACAUGCCGGUCCCAGCGGGUCAGAAAGUGUCGCAGCAGGUAGCAGAUGCCUGCACACCCGCUCAGAGGCAGCCGGGGAGUGCACAGCAGCAGGGUGGAUUCACCGGGCGGCAGACUGCACACCCCAAGCCGUCGCGCAUUCCUACAGUGAGACAGCGGCUGAUUCAGCUUAGCAGCCCUCAGGAGAUGCUUGACAGCCCCGGCUGCCCCUCGGCUGCCAGGCCUGUUCAGGACGCGACGCCGCCUCAGCAGUCCACAUCAGCACAGCGUGCCAUGUCAGCACAGCACAGCGCGCGCAGCAGAUCACCUGCCGACAAACUGUGGCCCACACCUCCGCAAUCUUCUCCUGAAGCGAGUGUUGGCCAGAGUGAUGUCAGCAGCAGCCAUGUGGCUGCAUUGCAGAGUCAGCAGGCCCAUGCAGAAGCAGCGUCUGAAGCUGGCAGAAGGCAGGUUGCAUCCACCGGUCUGAGGCACAUCUCAGGCGCUGACCUGGACCUGAUUCUUGGCGCCCCCGAUGAGUCAUCCAGGGGUGUUGCCGCGCUGUUGCAAGGCCUGGAACUGCCGGCAUAG